AGAAAGGUAGUUACAAAAAUAAUUUAAAAAAUAAAAUAAAAAUGGUAAAACAGACGAUUCCGAUAUAUGCUCGUUUAAAGCCCACCAAGAAAAAUGCGGCGGUGUACUCUGUCAACAAUGAGCAGCAGAUGAGUGCUUCGCUGGAGUUUGUGGUGCCCAAGGACAUGGCUGAUGGCUUUGUUAACAACAAAAGGGAGUCCUUCAGCUUCAGGUUCCAAAAAGUGUUUGACCAAGCGACCAAACAAGAAGAAAUAUUUGAACAUGUUGCGAAACCAGUUGCAGACAGUGUAUUGGCUGGCUACAAUGGCACCAUCUUUGCCUACGGGCAAACUGGCAGCGGGAAGACAUUCACCAUCACAGGAGGAGCAGAGCGCUACAAUGAUCGUGGCAUUAUUCCCCGCACACUUUCAUACCUCUAUGAGCGCUUCAGUCAGGACAGCAGUACAGUGUAUAGUACCCACAUUUCGUACUUGGAGAUUUACAACGAAAUGGGUUAUGACCUCCUGGAUUCCAGACAUGAAGCAUCUCGAUUGGAGGACCUACAAAAAGUAAUUAUCAUGGAAGACACUGACCAGAACAUCCAUCUUCGGAACCUUUCAUUGCAGCAGUCCGCAAAUGAAGAGGAGGCUCUCAAUCUGUUGUUCUUGGGUGACACCAAUCGAAUGAUUGCAGAAACUCCCAUGAACCAGGCUUCAACACGGUCCCACUGUAUUUUCACCGUGCACAUGUGUAGGCGCGAGCCUGGCUCCGCGACACUGCGACGCUCUAAGCUCCACCUGGUGGACCUGGCCGGGUCGGAUCGAGUCAGCAAGACCGGCUUAAAUGGGCAGCUGCUCACCGAGGCCAAAUACAUCAACCUCUCCCUCCAUUACUUGGAACAGGUUAUCAUUGCUCUGUCAGAGCGGAGUCGCUGCCAUAUUCCAUACAGGAACUCUAUGCUGACAUCUGUGCUGAGGGAUAGCCUUGGAGGCAACUGCAAGACCACUAUGAUUGCCACUGUGGCAGUUGACAAGAAGAACGUAGAUGAGUCCAUCUCUACAUGUCGCUUUGCCCAGCGGGUGGCUGUUAUCAAGAAUGAGGCAAUAUUGAAUGAAGAACUUGAUCCUGCCGUGUUGAUUGCUCGCCUGAAGCAGGAGGUUCAAUCUCUGAAGGAGGAGCUGACCAUGCUGACGGGAGAGGAGAGAGAUGACCAGCUAACUGUGGAGGAGAUGACAAAGUUGCAAGAGUCAGUCAAGGCCUUUCUAGAUGAUCCUGGUCCAGACGUGACACUGACUUUGGGACCCGAUAUGAGAAAAAUCCAGUACUGUUUUGGCCUGCUGAAGGCAAUGAUUCUGGGCAAUAGGAAUGGAAACAGCAAUAACCAUGAUCUACAGGAGUCACCAGCAGCCGUACCGGAGGACAACGACAUUCAAGAGCACCACUGUGCAGAAGAAGUCAUCACACUAAAGGAGUUGCUGAAGCAACGUGAUCAUGAAAUCAGUAUCCUGGUUAAGAUGUUGAAGAAGGAGAAAGAAAGGGCCAAUGAUGCCACGAUGCAGGUCGCAAGUAUUUCCAGUGGACAGGAGCAUGCAGCCAAGAGUGAUGCCAGUUUGUCAGCAAUGCCACUGCUAAAAGUGGGAAACGAUGAACCCACCUCAACUGGUCAUGGCGGACGAGCUGUACGGUACAUGAAAAGAGGACCGCAGCUCUCAAUGGGAAAGCAAGAGGCCUUUGAGACCUUUAUCACAGACCAUAAGGACCAUCACAUCAUUGAAGACAACAAGAGUCUGCUCAAACAGAGGUCAGCAGAAGCCAGAAAACUUGGGGAGCAACUUCACGACGCCAAACACAAAAUCAAUGAGUUUAAGAAGCAGUUGGAAGCGCGUCGAAGACAGAGAGCCGCUUAUGGUGUGAUUGGAAAUCACGACGACGUCGGGGCGGAGGUGGAUCCAGUGGAGGAAAACCUGCGUGAACACAUUGAGCAAGAAAAAAAGAUUUACAAGAGCACUGCUUGCCACUUGAAAGUAUUGCGGACAGAGAUUGAACACCUGCAGCUGUUACUGGAAAGGGCCAAGGUCAAGCUCCACAAGGACUUCCAAAAGUGGUGGAACGAGGAGGCUUCCAAUGUGCAGGAGUCAAAAGAUGAAACCAGAAGUCGGACAAGAUCCCUGUGUGGAACCUUGCCGCCAUCCUCACCUGGCACUCCAGGCUUUGAAUACAUGCAGGCAAUGGCUGGUGUGAACUGCACUGACAGACCUCAUCCAGCAGACGGAGACUGCUCAAGUUCUUCGCGUCAGGACUUGAGAACACGCAUUCCCAAGCCGGCGUGGCCCAAUACGGUGCGAGAGGACUUCACUUCUUCAUCAGAGUGGAGAACCCUUUCCAAGUCUUCUCUCUCACCGUCUUCUAUCCCCCGGACUGGAGACCAGCAGGCUGAUGCAGACAUCCUGGCCUUCAUCAGAGCCCGCCAAAACCUCCUCAACAGGACGGGUAUCACACAAGCACACGUGCAUCGUAUAGUGCAGUGA
This is a messenger RNA of Phycodurus eques (leafy seadragon), 2507 nucleotides long. It is a transcript of the gene kif6, whose product is annotated as kinesin family member 6. NCBI's taxonomy places the organism in Eukaryota, Metazoa, Chordata, Actinopteri, Syngnathiformes, Syngnathidae. Gene Ontology annotation, molecular function: microtubule binding; microtubule motor activity; ATP binding. Gene Ontology annotation, biological process: microtubule-based movement. The transcript has 22 exons. The coding region runs from base 42 to 2507 and encodes 821 amino acids. The record is from RefSeq and is a predicted model, not a curated record.